This is a messenger RNA of Paraglomus occultum, 651 nucleotides long. NCBI's taxonomy places the organism in Eukaryota, Fungi, Glomeromycota, Glomeromycetes, Paraglomerales, Paraglomeraceae. The record is from the annotation of a GenBank genome assembly.
AUGGUAUUACGUUUAGGUAGCGUUGCCCCCAACUUCAAAGCCAUCACCACCAAGGGUGAAAUCGAUUUCCAUCAGUAUAUCGAGGGCUCUUGGGCUAUCUUAUUUUCGCAUCCAGCUGAUUUCACACCUGUAUGCACAACCGAGCUUGGUGAAGUUGCUCGCCGUGCUAAUGAUUUCGCCGAACGUAAUGUCAAAGUGAUUGGUCUAUCAGCCAACGAACUAAAGGAUCAUGAGAAUUGGGUUAAGGAUAUCGAUGAAGUCAACAACGUCCACGUUGAUUUCCCUAUCAUUGCUGAUGCCGAUAGGAAAGUAUCCGCCUUGUAUGAUAUGUUGGAUUAUCAAGAUAUCACGAAUGUCGACACCAAGGGUAUUCCCUUUACGGUCAGAAGCGUGUUCAUUAUAGAUACCAAAAAAGUCAUUCGGCUGAUCAUUACAUACCCCGCAUCUACCGGUCGUAACUUUGACGAGGUCAUUCGUGUUAUCGAUUCUCUUCAACUUGGUGAUAAGCAUCGCAUUACAACCCCAGCCAAUUGGCGUAAGGGUGAUGACGUUAUUGUCCAUCCUGGCGUCACUAACCAAGAAGCAGCUGAACUUUUCCCUGGUUUCAGAACUGUCAAGCCAUAUUUGCGAUUUGCUCCGUCUCCAUUCUAA